AAACCUGAAAGCGGCCAACACGGCAUUUUCUGCGACACCGACUUUCCGCACUGGGAAAGGUCGCCAUCUGCAUCCAUUUUGAGAGGGGAACUACGAUGCAACAUCCACUUUCGUUUCUCUCUGUUAAUACAGGAAAUAAAUCCAUGAUGAGCGAGAAAAGCAUCAACUCUGCUUUAGUACGAAGAGUUAAUAAAUUGUUGGAAUCCAGAGUGGAACAUGAUAAGGACACAUUGGAAGCUUUGAAAGAAUUGUCGACGUUCUUCACUGAAAAUACGUUAAAUUCUCGCCGCAAUUUGCGUAGUAAAAUAGAAAGAAGAAGUUUAGCAAUAAAUGAAGAAUUUCUGGCUGCCUUUAAAGAGGUAAAGGCUUCUUUGGAUGAUGUUUAUCAAGAUGUUUUAGCCAUGAACACGGCUGUACAGUCUAUGACGAAUCGUUUGCAAGCUACAAAAGCUCAAACAUCCCAACUUAUAGAACAUACAACAAAGCUCCAGAAUGAAAACCAAACAUUAUCGAUGCAACAGGAAGUUGCAAAUGCAUUUAUUAAGAACUUUCAUCUAACUACCUCUGAAUUGGCUAUCUUGCAUGGCUCAGCCAGAGAGUCUCCUAUAACGGAGGAAUUUUUCUCUAUAGUUAAUAAAGUACAGGAUAUUCACAGUAAAUGUAGAGUGUUGAUGCAGUCUGGAUAUCAGACAUUGGCACUGGAUAUAAUGCAGAGAAUGACACUGUUGCAAGAAGCUGCGCUAGAGAGACUUUACCGAUGGACACAGACUCAAUGCAAGAACAUAGAAAAUGAACGUUUGGCACCAUUACUUAUUAAGGCUAUGAGCAAACUACAAGAUAGGCCAGUGUUAUUUAAGUACAUUUUAGAUGAAUACUGCGCAGCCAGAAGAACCGCCUUGAUGGGAUCUUUUAUAGACGCGUUAACAUUAGGUGAGGGUUUCGGCGGGACACCCAAUCCCAUAGAGAUGCAUGCCAAUGAUCCCAAGCGAUACGUCGGCGAUAUGCUCGCUUGGCUGCAUCAAGCGAUUCCUGUGGAAAAGGAGAAUAUUCUCACUUUAGUGAAAAGCUGCAACAAGACUGAUGUGUCGGAUCAAGUGAAACAGGCGUUGAGUAACAUCACCGAGAGUUUAUGCCAUCCUUUGAAGUCGAGAAUAGAACACGUCAUAUCCACAGAAGCGCCAGCGACGGUAUUGUACUCCGUCACAACCUUGAUUAGAUUUUACCGUGCCAUCACUGAACAGGUGAUACCCGACAGUGUCUUGGAUCUCACGCUCUUAGAUCUACUAGCUCAGAGUGAAAAGAGUUUCCUCAGUAGACUUCAGAGAGAAACGAGGAUCGCUCUCGGCGAGCGUGCGGAACCUCCGGGAAACGAUUUGGUGCCUGCACCAUCCGUCUCUAGAUUGCUGUCGCUGCUGAACGAGAUAUUGUCUGUGGCUAGCAUCGCUGAAGACAGGGAAAGAGAUAUGCUGCAGAUCGUGUCGUGCAUCAUCGACCCGUUACUCCAAGAGGUCAACGAGACUGCGUCGAGGUUGCCAACGGUGGACAUGGCUGUCUAUCUUCUCAACUGCAUGCAUCAGAUACAAUCCACUUUGGCGUUAUACGAAUACAUGGACCAGAGAUUAGAAAGGUUACAGGCGCAAUCGGACGCGCAAAUCGACACGCUUACGUCGGAACAAGCUAGUUCUUUGGUGGCACACUUGAAUUUGGGCUCGAUGUACACCAUUCUACAAGGUCGCGAGCAGGGACCACUGUCGUCCAUACCCGGCAUGGAUGCCCUCAGUGUGAAGGAAUUCACUAACAAACUAGAGGCGUUCGUGGUGAUGCCGGACGUUCUACUGUUGCCACAGAUAAGUUUGCUGCAGAGUAACAAUCAUCGGUUAGUCACUCAGAGAAGAUCGUUCGAGGUGAUCGGAGCCAUAUACAGGCAGUUGUACGAUGCCUGCCACGAUCCAAAGAACUUGUAUCAAAACGCUGGCAGUCUCUUUUCCAGGACGCCCGAGGAACUACUGCAUAUGCUGAUUUCCCAAUAACCGCGUGUUCCACGAGCUUCCAUUUAGACAUUAUAUAUCAUGAAUAAUGUACAUAGCUAAAUAAUACAACGAACGUAUCAAAAGGAUAA
Harpegnathos saltator (Jerdon's jumping ant) is the source of this 2119-nucleotide messenger RNA. RefSeq names its product conserved oligomeric Golgi complex subunit 6 (gene Cog6). The transcript has 10 exons. The coding region runs from base 96 to 2030 and encodes 644 amino acids. The record is from RefSeq and is a predicted model, not a curated record. Gene Ontology annotation, biological process: intra-Golgi vesicle-mediated transport. Lineage: Eukaryota; Metazoa; Arthropoda; Insecta; Hymenoptera; Formicidae. Gene Ontology annotation, cellular component: COG complex.